AGGAGAGCGCCCGCAGGCCCGAAGAGGUGAGACGUGACCCGGGACGCAGCGCAGCAGCGGCAGCGACCAUCUCUUUCCCCACUUCUCUCCAGCGACAUGGACCCCCAGACGGCGCUAUCCCGGGCCUUCCUGCUCCUCCUGUUCUUGUAUCUGUCGCCAUUAGGAGGUCGCUCCCACCCGCUGGGCGGGCCCGGCCCCGCCUCGGAGCUGUCCGCAAUGCAGGAGCUGCUGGACCGUCUGAGGGACACAGUUUCAGAGCUGCAGGCAAAGCAGAUGGCCCUGGGACCCCUCCAGCAGGACCACAGCCCCGCAGAAGACUGGGAGACCGGGGGGGAUCUCCCUGCGGGGGCCCUUGCGCCCAGUGACAAUGUCCUCCAGGCCCUGAGAAGAUUACGCAGCCCCAAGAUGAUGCGCAAGUCAGGGUGCUUUGGCCGGAGGCUGGACCGGAUUGGCUCCCUCAGUGGCCUGGGCUGCAAUGUGCUGAGAAGGUAUUAAGAGGAGGUCCUGGCUGCAGACAUCUGCAUCUGAUUCUUCAAUGGCCCUCUGAGCCCCUUUGAAGCAAUUCUUAUUUAUUUGUAUUUAUUUAUUUAUUUAUUUCAAUUGUUUUAUAUAAGACAAUUCUUACCUCCGAGCACAAAUUUUCCAUGGUGAAAUAAAGUCAACAUUAUAGAUUC
This is a messenger RNA of Callorhinus ursinus (northern fur seal), 674 nucleotides long. RefSeq names its product natriuretic peptide B (gene NPPB). The record is from RefSeq and is a predicted model, not a curated record. Gene Ontology annotation, molecular function: hormone activity; hormone receptor binding. Gene Ontology annotation, biological process: neuropeptide signaling pathway; receptor guanylyl cyclase signaling pathway; negative regulation of systemic arterial blood pressure. Gene Ontology annotation, cellular component: cytoplasm; extracellular region. NCBI's taxonomy places the organism in Eukaryota, Metazoa, Chordata, Mammalia, Carnivora, Otariidae.